This is a messenger RNA of Hemicordylus capensis (graceful crag lizard), 1597 nucleotides long. RefSeq names its product CTD nuclear envelope phosphatase 1 (gene CTDNEP1). Gene Ontology annotation, molecular function: protein serine/threonine phosphatase activity. The transcript has 8 exons. NCBI's taxonomy places the organism in Eukaryota, Metazoa, Chordata, Lepidosauria, Squamata, Cordylidae. The record is from RefSeq and is a predicted model, not a curated record. Bases 340 to 1074 code for a protein of 244 amino acids.
CCUAUUGGCUGGGAGGACCCCUACUCUCUUCCCGGAAGUAGUCCCUGGCGCUCCGUCGGCUGCCCCGGAAGUGGACCGGAGAAGAGGCCAGAGGCAGCGGGGGAGGGGAGCGCUUCCCCGCCGGAGCCGGCAGCCACCGAGCAGCGGCGCCCGUCGUCGUGGGCAGCUAAGAUGGCGGAGCCCGCCGGCACGGGCUGAGCCGGAGGGCGGCAGCCCCCCUUCCUCCUCCCGCCGCUGCUGCCUCGCCCCCCACCCCUUCCUUCCUUCUUUCCCGUCCGUCCCCGCUGGAAGCUGGCGGAGCUGGGCCGGGCCGGGGGCGCGGCGGGCCCCGCCGGCGGGAUGAUGCGCUCGCAGUGCCUGCUGGGCCUCCGCGCCUUCCUCGCCUUCGCCGCCAAGCUCUGGGGCUUCCUGCUCUACCUCCUGCGGCGGCAGGCCCGCACCGUGAUCCAGUACCAGACGGUGCGCUACGACAUUCUUCCCCUCUCUAAAGUUUCACGGGAACGACUCAAUCAGGUGAAGAGGAAGAUCCUUGUCCUAGACCUGGAUGAGACCCUGAUACACUCCCACCAUGACGGAGUCCUGCGGCCCACCGUGAGGCCUGGCACUCCCCCCGACUUCAUCCUUAAGGUCGUCAUAGACAAGCAUCCAGUCCGCUUUUUUGUACAUAAGAGGCCGCAUGUGGACUUUUUUCUAGAAGUGGUGAGCCAGUGGUACGAGCUGGUGGUCUUCACAGCCAGCAUGGAGAUCUACGGCUCUGCUGUGGCCGACAAGCUAGACAAUAACAGGAGCAUCUUGAAGAGGAGAUACUACAGGCAGCACUGCACUUUGGAGCUGGGCAGUUACAUCAAAGACCUUUCAGUCGUACAUAAUGACCUCUCCAGCAUAGUCAUCCUGGACAAUUCGCCAGGAGCCUACAGGAGCCAUCCAGAUAAUGCGAUACCCAUCAAGUCGUGGUUCAGCGAUCCCAGUGACACAGCUCUUCUCAACCUGCUCCCCAUGCUUGAUGCCUUGAGGUUCACAGCAGAUGUCCGCUCGGUGCUAAGCCGGAACCUGCACCAGCAUCGCCUCUGGUGACGGCGGCUCCUCCUUUCUUCAGGGUUUGGCCCACAACCUCUGCCUUAUCCCGCCAUCGUGGACCCCCUGCCCUCACGGCAAGGACUCUAGCACCUGUGUUUGGACUCCGUUAACGGGGAGGGGCUAGGCUGGGGGUCGGCUGGCCUCCCCUCCCGCGAGCCGACAGGCACCCGCCUGCGCCAGCCAGUCACCUACACGCCUGAUGUUGACAGGCAACAGGGUGGAGACGGGCAGUGAUGUGGCAGGGCAGCAAAGGGCGGUGCCAGCACACUCUGUGUGCCACCAGCUGCUGGGGGCGGAUGGACAAGAAAGGGGGUGAAACAAGCCAGCCGCACAGAGGAGUGCGACAGACACUUGGGAGAGGAGGUGGCAGUUCUCCUUCUGAAGACUGAGCUCCCUGUACAGAGAUCUGACUUCUCCUUCUGCUCUCUCCCCCCCCCCACCCACCCCCUUCUGGUCUUUUCAUUUUCUCUGGAUAAAGAGAGAGGCCCCCUUCAUCUCAGAAGGCCCUUUUUAGAAGGUU